CCCUACCUGUGCUCCUACCCUCACCCUAUGCACUGAUGAUCAGUGAGAAUGUGUUAUGAAUUUUGCGAUAGCACUGAGACUUUGGUGCUAUUUUGUAGAGUUGUACCAAACUUUUAGAAGAUUGAAAGCAAUGCAACGAAUGAUACAUAAAGUGAAAGAGUUCUCACAGAACCGGAAGCCCGAGUUUGUACUCAUCUCAGGGGUAGGGCUCGUAGUUACCGGUGCUUUCCUGGCCGUUGUGUUCCCUAUGCUGUUAGGCGUCGGACUGGACAUGAACUUCAAGCUAACGGAAGGGAAGCAAGAACUACCGAUUCCUUUGUUAACAAAAGUCUAUUUGUUUGACAUUCAAAAUCCGAAUGAGUUCUCUGAAGGUGCCGUUCCUGUGGUCAGGGAGAUGGGCCCCUAUGUCUAU
Oppiella nova is the source of this 412-nucleotide messenger RNA. NCBI's taxonomy places the organism in Eukaryota, Metazoa, Arthropoda, Arachnida, Sarcoptiformes, Oppiidae. The record is from the annotation of a GenBank genome assembly.